UGGGCCUAGUGUCAGAAGCAAUUAUAACACCGAAAAUAAAUGAAGAGAAUUUCUAAAUGUGUGCGAAAAUUUACUAAUUUAUUUAAAAUGGGCGGACAUCAAUCGAAAGACGGUAAACAAGGCAAUGAACAAACGGUUCAGUUAGCAGUGGAAGAUGAAGGUUCUACAAUUGCUCAUCUAUCUAAUAAUUUGUCCAAUGAACUACCGGAAUUGGUGCCUAAAUGUGGCAAUGCGCUAUCGAGACCUUUUAAUCAGCCCUCAGAACAAGCAAAACAUCGUAAUCCUGUAAUCGAAGACGACUCAAAAGGAUCGGAUAUACAUAAACGUCCUAUUGAAAGAAGCAUUUCAAAAGGAACUUAUCAUAAAACAAAGAAGAACAAUAGUAGUUCUAAAGCUAAAGCAACUACCCGACUCAAAAAUAUGAAGAAAUUUGGACAAUCAGGAAAUAACACAGCUAAGACUGCUAUUAUUGAAGAUUAUUCGAAGCCUUCCUCGGUAUCAGCAUCAAACGAUGGGAAGUCCUUCAUUAAUUUGGAGAAGAAAAGUACUGACGACUUAAUUACAUUGACUAAAUAUGAACCGAUUCCUAGUUAUUCUAAGCUUUCACAAAUUCAAAUUAAACAACCGAGUAGCUACACACAACUUGCAGAGACGACAGACAAUCGCAAAAGCUUUAAUAUCGUCAAUUUCCAGGACCAUGAUAAAGUUAUUUAUGAAGCUGAAAUACAGGCGACCCAUCCUAAACAAGUUGGCCAUAACCCUGGCAUAAACAAGGCUGAACAACCCAAAACACAAACAAAACAAUUGGGCACUGAGCCUGCUCAAUGUAAGUCCCAGUUUAAGCAAAUACUUUUUAAACCAAGUAAACUAAAGUCAAAGCCACAAAACGUGGCCGACAAGCUUCCACUUCAGACGAAUGUUGAGCACAAUACCUUAUCAAAUGAUACGCCGAUGAAUAGAAAAUUAUGCCUUCAAGAUAAAGAAAAAGCGAAUACCACAAAGAAUGGUACCAUACAAACUCACAAUAGCACGGUAGGCCUACACCAACAAAACAAAGAGCAAUAUGAGUAUGUGUUUAUGUCUAAGUUUAAAAAAUCACCAAUUAUAAAACCAACCCAAGUGAAUAAUCCAAUAUCCUCACAACAUACACGCAGCUUUCCCUCAGAAAAGUGCCAUCCAGACAUUGGAAUUAAAGCUGAAGAAGACAUUACUGCUGAGAUUACGGUUAAACUUGGACAGCUCAAGUUAGAGAAUGGUAGCCCUUCAAAACAUACGAUUUCUAGUAUGUCUAGCAUCAAACCAAGGAAUAGGAUUAGAACGGAGGAAAAUCAAACGAAAGAGGUUGAAACACAAGAGAUUAGUAGUGUGGUUGCUGAUGACAAGACUCAAAUAAAUAAGUGUCCAAGUCAAACUCACAAAUUGCUAAAUCCAGUGUCAACAUUUUUAUCUUCAAAUAGGGUUUUACCGAAUAAUUCUGAAUUACCAAAGACAAGCAAACUAAAAUGUAACAUUCAAAAUAAAAUCCAAAGAACACACCGUUCAAACCAAACAAAUGAUAAUGUAUUAAGAAGUGACUUGGCCAAAGCAAAGGUGCAUCAAGUAGUUACAAGCACAAAUGUGAACACACAAAGUACUGAAAAAAACAUAAAAUGCCCAAUUAAUCCGAUAAAGAAUGUUGCUGAUAAAAUAAGUGGUAAGCCCAUGCGAUGUACGUCAAGUAUAGACAUCAAUAUGCUGUCAAUUAUUGCAUCCGACAAGCCUGAAGUGGAACCUUGUAAAAUUACGACAAACACCGAAACUAUCAAGCCAAAGAACACUAAAAUACCUGAGAUCAAUAAUACGCUAACUAAAGACUUGUGUCAAAAUUCAUCUAAAAGCAAAUUUAAUGUGAAGGUGCACCCAAAAUUGGAAAAUAAUAACGAAGGAAUUCAGACGUCAGCAGAAGAGCAUGCACCCGAGAAGAAAGGAGGUGGUAAAAUGCACAUCAAUAAUGUAGGCCUAUCAAAUAAUAUCACGAAGGAAAAACAAGUACCUUUAUCUCCGACGAAGCAAUGUGAUGUAAAAGAAAUCCAACCCAGAACAGAAAAUAAGAAAUCUCAUCAAAAUGAAUGUCAAACAGUUACAAAGAUUAAACCCAUAUCUAGAGAGUUAAAAUCAAAAAUUGAGAUGGAACUGAUAAAAUCUCUUGUGGCCAAAGAAAUCCGUCAUGAUUCGUCGAAAUUUCUUGCCAGAUACACUACUAAUGUGCCUUUGAAGGUCCAUAUUCAUCAGAAAACUGAAAACGUUAGAGAUAGGCCAAAAGCGGACAUUCCAAUGAAGACCGUUACGAGCAAUGCAACUGUACAAGUAGCAAAUACCGGAAGUGUAUGCCAAACUAAAACAAUACAAUCAAACCAACAUGAGGGCACAAAAACAACAACUACUACUAUAAAGAAAGCAACGACAAACAUCAAAGAACUGAGCAAAGUUGACGUAUUAAGCCGUGAGAAUCAACAGUCUGCUUUAAAUGGGAACAAAACAGAAAAAUCAAAGUUAACACUUUCUGCUUACCCAAAUAAGAAACAAGACGCUGAAGUGAUUAAUUUCUUCAAUAAAAGUGGUCGUUUGGUAGACGAUAUUGCUUCUGUACUUAAAGAACAUUUCAAAGGGGGAGAUGCUGCGCACGAGUUACUUGUGAUUAUGAAUGACUUUACACGUCAAAUACCAACAAAUUCACGUUGUUUUAUUUCGCAAAUUGGUCAAAAUGCUCAGCAUGAUUAUUGGCCUGAAAAACUAUUAAUUCAAGGACCGCGGCGAAAAGGCCGAUGCGAAAUUGAGUUCGAUAUGAGAAAUGAAAAGGUGGUCGCAUCUUCUGCCAUUCUCUACAGCAAACAUUUGCAAAAUUCAUUACAAGGGGCUAUUGAUGGCAUUUCCGAAAAGAAACCGUUCGAUGUGUUUAGAAGAGCGCAGUUUAAACUUAUUGUAAGGAAGACAGGAACAGAAAAACGAAAUCGUUUUGCGUGUUUACCAUUUAUGUUUCCUAAUUUUACUGACAUUUCUGGAAAAUAUAAUGAAGCAGUAUCACAUACCCAUGUUUUUGAUGAGACGACUAAGCUACUGUAUUCUGUUAGAAUAUCAACACUACCGAUAGAUAAUCUAAUUAAUGUUGACAAUGGAGCCAAGACGGAUACAUUUUAUGCUGUAAAGGUUUCAAUUGCUGACACUAUUCGUAAGAAUGUCGUAUGCGGUAGGUACGUCCAAGCUGAUAAUAAGAUUCCUGUAAUGCCAAUGCCAUAUGGAAAAGGAGAAUCAUGGAUAUUUGAAGAAAAGGAGAGUGGCCGCCACUACCAAGUAACAUAUCGUGGUAAGAAAGAAGAUAUCAACGUUACAAAGGUCAAAGUUUUAAAAAGAGUGGUAUUUGCAGAAGCAGAGUGUACGAUAUCUAGUAGAAAUGCCAAUGAAGGUGCUAACGAAGGAAAAAUUGCAAAGACUAGCGUCCUUGAUAAUGUACCUGGAACGGACUUGAAAGACAGUGAAAACAAGAACUCAAAUACUAGGGCUACCGAUAUAAACAACGUCACUCAAGCAGUUGUAUCUGUUAAAAAGCAACUUGACACUCAUGAUAAAAAAGAUGAAGAGCCAAAAUGCAUUGCAGAUGCAGAUCAGAAGAAAAAAAAGAAACCCCGUCGAAGAAGAAGGAAAAAGACUAUUCUCCCACCACUUGCAAGCCCUAAACGUGAAGCAGACGACAUUGCUGAAAACAAAGUGGAAAAAGAUGAUAAACCAUCUGAGGAAGAUGACGUAAAAACUGACAUCAAUGACGAGAUUCAUAGUGAUAAAAGUUCAGACGACGAAGAAGAUUGGGAUUUUGAUUUUGAUUCGGAUGACGAGUAUUUUUGGCAUCCAAACAAAUAUGACAGAACUCUAGGAGCCGAAAGAUACAGAUUGAUUUCUAAACCAACUAAACGGCUGAUAAAAAAAUCUAAAAGAAGAGUGAGGAAUAGAAACGGAAAGGUAACAACACAAGUAACAACGACGUUAGAUGUUCGUUUCUGUGACGCUUGCGCUAAAGCAGUUUUUCCUCCAUACCAUCCAUGCAAAAUGGAAUGUGACACAAACUUCUAUUGUAACUUAAAGUGUUUUAACAGACACUGGCCUAUUCAUAAGAAAGAGUGCAAGAAAACAAUCAAAUGCGAGUGUGGAAAACUUCGAUAAAAAUAGAAUAAUACCUAUCUAUAAUGUUAUAAUAUAUUUUUAUUUAUUUCAUUUCAACAUCACAAAAUGAUGAGAUGCCGACGAUAAUAUAAAUGAUAACCAUAUACAAUGUUAGAUUAGUAUUUAUUACUAUUGCCGUUCAGUUUUUAAAUUUGAUGCACUUGAUGUAUUCUCAUACUGCCUUUUUGUAUGAUUUUCAGUUACAAAAGUAGAUAAUGUGCCCGGCCAAAUCUGAAUGGGUAAUUAAACCCAAUUUCAUUAAAAUGUCAUUUUUAUUUCGGAAAUUUUUUUAUGUAUUAUAAUUAUAAAAAUAUAGUUAUAUAUUUAAAAAAUUGUUAUGUAAUAUAAAAUAGAC
This is a messenger RNA of Anneissia japonica, 4549 nucleotides long. RefSeq lists its product as uncharacterized. Bases 40 to 4194 code for a protein of 1384 amino acids. The transcript has 3 exons. The record is from RefSeq and is a predicted model, not a curated record. NCBI's taxonomy places the organism in Eukaryota, Metazoa, Echinodermata, Crinoidea, Comatulida, Comatulidae.